CAAAUACGAUCAAGCAAAAGCUUAAACUACAAGUGUUUACAAUUCUAAAUUAAUAUCUUCUACUUGCAUAAAAAGUAUUUUACACAUAUUUGAACACCAUUCAUUUUUUCAUUCUACCUAUCUAUAAUCUUUAAAAGUAAUUCAGUGUUCAUUGUAAAGCGAACGAAAGACGUUUACUUUACGUUCAGUCCUUAAAAUCUUUCGUUUUAUAUUUUAGUGAUUUGAAGAAACACUCUCAGAUACAAAAGAUAUUUUUUACAGUAGAAAUGCUUCUUUAAUUAAUAUGCAAAAUAUAGAAAGGUGCUACAAAGAAUCUUGAAACAUUUUAAGAAUAAAACAACUUUAGAAAUAAAUUCUUAAUAAUGACGACUGAGGAAAGCAACACAUUUUUAAUAGGAAAUAAAAAUGAUAUUAAACCCAACAUAGUCUCAAAAAAUAUGGCAGUAACACUAUCAGCAACAGAUGCUGAGAAACAGAAUAUUAAAAAUGAACGUGGAAAAGCUUUUAGACAAGUGGUUGCAGCUUUUAUUGCUAAUAUUGGACCAGUGAAUACAGGAUUGAUUUUUGGCUUUUCAGCUGUAGUCAUUCCACAGCUGCAAUCAAAAAAUUCUUCUAUUCCUAUAGAUGAAAGUCAAGCAUCUUGGAUUGCAUCUUUAUCUUCACUUUCAACACCUUUUGGUUGUAUCUUGGGUGGAUAUCUUAUGGACAAUAUUGGACGUAAAAAGACGUUAAUUUUCACUGAAAUUCCAAUGAUUAUCGGAUGGAUGUUUAUCUUUACAUCGCACUUAGAAUUCGUCAGAAACAUUUUUGGUGCUUCCGGAGUAAAAAUGAUUUACACUGGUAGAUUACUUACUGGUCUUGGAUCAGGAAUGGUUGGUGCACCAGCUCGUAUAUAUACAUCAGAAGUUACUCAACCGCAUCUGAGAGGAAUGCUGACAGCCCUUUCUUCUGUUGGACUAAGUUUUGGAGUAUUAUUUCAAUAUUCCAUGGGGGCUUUACUUUCUUGGCAAACUCUUUCAUUAGUUUCAAGUGUUGUUCCCCUUAUUGCUUUAAUUGGGAUGCUUUUAGUCCCCGAAACACCAAAUUAUCUUGUAUCACAUCAACAACCACAAAAAGCUGCACAGAGCUUAGCAAAACUCAGAGGAAGUUCCUAUAAUGUAGAACGGGAAAUACAUCAACUUGAAGAAUUUGCUAAGAAAAUUAAUUCAAAGAAUAAAACAUCAGCAAAGGAAAUUUUACAAUCCCUUCUAGCACCAUCCUGUCUAAAACCGUUUGGAAUUCUUUUUAUUUAUUUUAUGCUUUAUCAGUUUUCGGGAGUCAACACUAUAACUUUCUAUGCUGUGGAAAUUUUUCAAGAUUCUGGUACCAAUUUAGAUAAAUAUACAUGUACUGUUAUUCUUGGUGCCUUGCGUUUUACAUUUACGAUUCUUGCCUGCAUACUUCUCCGCCGAAGCGGAAGACGACCUCUUUCGUUUAUUUCUGGAUUUGGUUGUGGCAUAACAAUGAUCGGCCUUGGUAUUUACAUGCGCUACAAAGCAAUAUGGGAUGCACAAAAUAUUGCGCCAGUUCAUACAUGGAUACCAGUAGCAUGUAUAUUUAUAUUUAUGAUAACCUGUACACUUGGUUUCUUGGUUGUUCCUUGGGUGAUGAUCGGUGAGCUUUACCCAAUGAAAAUACGUGGCAUCGUAGGAGGAAUGACAACAUGUGCUGCUCAUUGUUUUGUAUUUAUUGUUGUCAAAACAUACCCCUUUAUGACUCAUUUGAUAGAGAGACAUGGAGUCUUUAUUCUUUAUGGAUGCAUUUCGUUUGUUGGAGGAAUAUUUUUUUAUUUCUACUUACCCGAAACAAAAGGAAGAACUCUCCAAGAAAUUGAGGAUUACUUUAGUGGACGUAUUGCGACGUUGAAAGUCAAUAAAAACUAUAGCACAACUCCUGUAGACAUUUAUGAAAAAGGAAUACUAUUACCUAAUGAAAACAAUAAUCGACUUCAGGAAAAAAAUUUGAAAUAAGGAUACAUUUUGAUAGCAUUUUGAAAGAUCUUUAUUAUCUAUUUAGAGAAACUAAAUUUUUUAAAAAAAUGUAUCUGAUAUUCCAUUUGGAAAAUGUUAGGAAGCACAUGCCCUAAUAAAAAAUUAAAGUCGACUACCUUGACAUCUAAUCUAAAUA
This is a messenger RNA of Clunio marinus, 2166 nucleotides long. Lineage: Eukaryota; Metazoa; Arthropoda; Insecta; Diptera; Chironomidae. The record is from the annotation of a GenBank genome assembly.